AUGGCAGCCAACGCUUCUUCAAAUGCUGUAGACACCGAAGAUAAACUCGACUCCUCAAAUCCAAACCUGAACUCAUACGUUGACGAUGCGACGAAUAAAGAUUCCUCAAAGACAUUGACUAUCCCUGCUCCCGCCGUUUGUCUUGUCCGUUUCGCCGGAGAUGCAGCUGGUGGCGCAGUCAUGGGGUCUAUCUUUGGAUAUGGCUCAGGAUUGUUCAAGAAGAAAGGGUUUAAAGGAUCGUUUGCUGAUGCACGACAGUCUGCAAAGACUUUUGCUGUUUUGUCUGGAGUACACAGUUUGGUAGUUUGCCUUUUGAAACAAUUGCGAGGGAAAGAUGACGGCGAGACUACCAUUAAUGUCGGAGUUGCUGGGUGCUGCACCGGUCUUGCUCUUAGUUUCCCUGGUGCUCCACAGGCUCUUCUACAGAGUUGCCUCACUUUUGGUGCUUUCUCUUUUAUCCUUGAGGGACUCAACAAAAGACAAACAGCUUUGGCUCACUCUGUCUCCUUGAGACACCAAACCGGAGAGUUUCAAGAUCAUCAUCGUCCUUUAACACUCUCCCUCGCUCUCCCCAUCCAUGAAGAAAUCAGAGGAGCCUUCUCUUCUUUCUGCAAGUCCUUAGCUAAACCCGAGAAGAUCUAA
Molecule: messenger RNA, 642 nt
Organism: Eruca vesicaria subsp. sativa (arugula)
Lineage: Eukaryota; Viridiplantae; Streptophyta; Magnoliopsida; Brassicales; Brassicaceae
Source: the annotation of a GenBank genome assembly